This is a messenger RNA of Arachis stenosperma, 611 nucleotides long. RefSeq lists its product as uncharacterized. Lineage: Eukaryota; Viridiplantae; Streptophyta; Magnoliopsida; Fabales; Fabaceae. The transcript has 5 exons. The record is from RefSeq and is a predicted model, not a curated record. The coding region runs from base 192 to 611 and encodes 139 amino acids.
AAAGGUUUUGUGCGGAAUCUUUUCCAAAAAGAUCAGAAUUUGAACAAAAGAUCAUUAUAUUUGAAAUCAAAAAUUGAGUAAACAAAUUUUGAAUUUUUGCAUCUCUCUCUUAUUUCUUUCUUCUCUCUCUCACCGACAAAAUAAAAAGAGCUCGCGGUGAUAAAAAGAGUAGCUGGAAGAGAAGAUAGAAAAUGGCGAUGGUUGGAAAAAGAUUUCUCCAACGACAUUGCAGGAAAAGAGGGUUGAAUAGUGAAAGAGCACAACGAAACAGAAAAAGAAAAUACAACAGAAGAAGGAAAAGAAGACGGCAACGAAUCGGCGUCGACUGCAAAACUGCGUCCACCAGAGAACAGCAUCGCAACCGCUCUUUCGUAACCGGAGGGUAUUACAUCAGGGAUUUGGACCCUGAGGUCGACCGACAAGAGACACCUCUACGAUUUGUUCAUCCGGGUCCGGCAAGUGGUUUCGGUUCAACCAAGAAUGAGUGCCAUCCCCCAAAGAUUGUGCCUCCCUCAUCAACUAUAAAGAUGUUGGUCUUAACAAAUGCCGCUAGCAAAGUGUUAGGUAAAGGAGAGGCAAAUAUAGCUAUUAUCAGGAAGCAUGUUGAGUAA